CCAACAUGGCGCAGGAAGCAGGUCGCUAAUGGAAGUCUGAGGGAUUUACCCCACCUUCUGUGCGUGCGUGCGUUUGGCGUUGAUGUCCGUCUGUGCGGGGCCGUGCGGCGGUGGACGUCCGUGAGGGGGGGAAACUUCAUCUCUGCUCGAGGCCGGCUGCAGCCCCCCUCCUCACACCCCCUCUCCCCCCACCUCCCUCCCUCGGGACCAGGCACACACCGACCGACACACACCUCGCCCCAAAUUCCGGUGCGACAUGUUCGAGGGCAAAAAGACGAAAAACAUGUUCCUCACACGCGCUCUGGAGAAGAUCCUGGCCGACAAGGAGGUGAAGAAGGCGCAUCACUCCCAGCUGCGCAAAGCCUGCGAGGUGGCACUGGAGGAAAUCAAAGAAGAGUCAGAGAAAUUAAGUCCACCCAGCGGAGACGGCAAAUCUGGUUCCAGCACUUUACCGCCAAUCAAAUCAAAGACCAACUUCAUUGAAGCCGACAAGUACUUCUUGCCGUUUGAGCUGGCAUGUCAGUCCAAAUGUCCCCGCAUCGUCAUCACCUCGCUCGACUGUUUACAGAAGCUGAUAGCGUACGGCCACUUGACGGGCAGUGCCCCGGACAACACGACCCCCGGCAAGAAACUCAUCGACAGGAUCAUCGAGACCAUCUGCGCUUGUUUCCAAGGGCCGCAGACGGAUGAGGGUAUUCAGCUACAGAUUAUUAAGGCUCUGCUGACAGCAGUAACCUCUCAGCACAUAGAAAUCCACGAGGGCACUGUCCUGCAGGCCGUCCGCACAUGCUACAACAUCUACCUGGCCAGCAAGAACCUCAUCAACCAGACCACAGCAAAGGCCACGCUCACACAGAUGCUCAACGUCAUCUUUGCACGGAUGGAGAAUCAAGCACUUACAAAUCACAAGCUAUCUUGGUCUCUGGCCUCCAGAAAGCGUGACCGCCAGCUGCAGGAAGCGAAGCAGCUGGAGAGAGAGCGACACCGGCAGCACUCCCCGGUCACCCAGCACACCGAGCCAGACUCCCCUCAGCUGCAGUCUCACACCCACCCACCCGGCAAGGGUUCGAGCCAGGAGGCCAACGGACCCGUCAGCCCUCCGACUCCCAGCAUCAACAUCCCAUCCACCCCGUCCACCCCUUCGACACCGGCCGCAGAGGGCAGCAUCAGGUCGGUGUCUGGGGAGCAGGAGGAGCAGGGGCCUGUGUAUGAGAGCCCAGAUCCAGAGAAUGGCUCUGAUUUCUGUGUGGCCGAAAAUGAACAGACUGAGGCCGACCAAGCUACUGCAGCAGCACAGAAUGGAGCAGCCCAGCAGCAUCCAGAGGCAGGCGAGGAGGAGGAGGAGUCGCCAAACUAUGAAGAGAAAGCCCAGGAAAUAGUGCAGAGUAUUCUGCAGGAGGUCAUCAAUACUGUUGCAGGAGGGCACUGUCUGGACCCGGCGAACCUCUGCUCUGACACAAAGGAAUCUGGCGGCGAGGGCGAACCGGCAGAGUCGGAGCCGGCUGAAGCAGUGACGGAGGGCACCCAGAGCUCCCUGGAUGACGAGGGCACCCUGGGUAGCGACAGUGAGCACGUCCACGCCAACGGCAUCCCCGGCACGCCCAUCUCAGCCAGUUUCACCCCAUCGCUGCCUGAUGACAGACUGUCUGUCUCAUCCAAUGACACUCAGGAAUCAGGAGCUGCACCGGGACAGCCACCGGGCGCUAAAUUCUCCCACAUCCUCCAGAAAGAUGCCUUCCUCGUCUUUCGCUCUCUCUGCAAGUUGUCGAUGAAGCCGCUGUCAGAUGGACCACCUGAUCCCAAGUCCCACGAGCUGCGAUCGAAGGUCCUGUCCCUCCAGCUGCUUCUGUCCAUCCUGCAGAACGCCGGGCCCAUCUUCAAGACCAACGAGAUGUUCAUCAACGCCAUCAAGCAGUACCUCUGCGUGGCCCUGUCCAAGAACGGCGUCUCCUCCGUGCCUGAGGUCUUCGAGCUCUCGCUUUCCAUUUUCCUCACGCUGCUCUCCCACUUCAAGACCCACCUCAAGAUGCAAAUCGAGGUGUUCUUCAAGGAGAUUUUCCUGUACAUUCUUGAGACGUCCACAAGCUCAUAUGACCACAAGUGGAUGGUCAUACAAACCCUCACUAGAAUAUGUGCAGAUGCCCAGAGUGUGGUGGACAUCUAUGUGAACUACGACUGUGACUUGAAUGCUGCUAACAUAUUCGAGCGGCUGGUCAACGACCUCUCGAAAAUUGCACAGGGUCGCGGGGGCCACGAGCUUGGCACAACACCACUGCAGGAGCUGACCCUGAGAAAGAAAGGUCUCGAAUGUCUCGUGUCCAUCCUGAAAUGUAUGGUGGAGUGGAGUAAAGACCAAUACGUCAACCCCAACUCGCAGACGAGCCUCGGCCAAGAGAAACCAGCAGAGCAGGAGAGCACAGAGACCAAAGCUCCUGAGACCAUAAACCGCUAUGGAAGUAUCAACUCUCUGGACUCCACAGCCUCAUCUGGCAUUGGCAGCUACAGCACCCAAAUGUCAGGCACUGACAACCCCGAGCAGUUUGAGGUCCUCAAACAGCAAAAGGAGAUCAUCGAGCAGGGCAUUGAUCUGUUCAACAAGAAACCAAAGAGAGGAAUCCAGUACCUUCAAGAGCAAGGCAUGCUGGGUACAACCCCAGAGGACCUGGCUCAGUUCUUGCACCAGGAAGAGAGGCUUGACUCGACACAAGUGGGAGAGUUCCUAGGGGAUAAUGACCGUUUCAAUAAAGAGGUGAUGUACGCCUACGUGGAUCAAAUGGACUUCCUGGGUAAAGACUUUGUCUCCGCUCUGAGGACGUUCUUGGAGGGAUUCCGGCUCCCCGGUGAGGCCCAGAAGAUCGACCGGCUCAUGGAGAAGUUUGCAGCAAGAUAUCUGGAGUGCAACCAGGGACAAACUCUCUUUGCCAGUGCUGACACGGCUUAUGUCCUCGCCUACUCGAUCAUUAUGUUGACGACAGACCUUCACAGCCCGCAGGUGAAGAAUAAAAUGACAAAGGAGCAAUACAUCAAGAUGAACCGCGGCAUCAACGACAGCAAAGACCUGCCCGAGGAAAAUCUCUCGGCCAUCUAUGACGAGAUCGCCGGGAAAAAGAUCGCCAUGAAGGAGACGAAAGAGAUCACGAUGAAAUCCAACAAGCACAGUGUGGCAAGUGAGAAGCAGAGGCGUCUGCUGUACAACGUGGAGAUGGAGCAGAUGGCCAAGACGGCGAAGGCGCUGAUGGAAGCCGUCAGCCAUGUCCAGGCUCCCUUCACCAGCGCCACCCAUCUGGAGCACGUCAGGCCCAUGUUCAAGCUGGCGUGGACACCCUUCCUGGCUGCUUUCAGCGUGGGUCUUCAGGACUGUGAUGACACCGAGGUGGCCUCUCUGUGUCUUGAAGGCAUCCGCUGGGCCAUCAGGAUAGCGAGCAUCUUCUCCAUACAGUUGGAGAGGGACGCGUACGUCCAGGCGCUGGCCAGGUUCACCCUGCUCACUGCCAGCUCCGGCAUCUCAGAGAUGAAGCAGAAGAACAUCGACACCAUCAAGACCCUCAUCACUGUGGCACACACUGAUGGCAACUAUCUGGGCAACUCCUGGCACGAGAUCAUGAAGUGCAUCAGUCAGUUGGAGCUGGCUCAGCUGAUCGGCACGGGGGUGAAGGCACGCUACAUCUCAGGGACGGUGCGGGGCAAAGAGGGGUUUCUUACAAGUACCAAGGAGCAGAGCAACGAUGAGUACCUGGGUCUAGUCGGAGGGACAGUGGACCGCAAGCAGAUUGCCAGCAUUCAGGAAUCCAUUGGCGAGACCAGCUCUCAGAGUGUGGUGGUCGCAGUCGACAGGGUGUUCACAGGUUCUACCAGACUGGACGGCAACGCAAUAGUUGAUUUUGUGCGCUGGCUGUGUGCUGUGUCCAUGGAUGAGCUGGCCUCGCCCACACACCCACGUAUGUUCAGCCUGCAAAAAAUAGUGGAGAUCUCCUACUACAACAUGGGCCGCAUCCGGCUGCAGUGGUCCAGGAUCUGGGAGGUCAUCGGGGACCACUUCAACAAGGUCGGCUGUAACUCCAACGAAGACGUGGCGAUCUUCGCCGUUGACUCUCUCAGGCAACUGUCCAUGAAGUUUCUGGAGAAGGGGGAACUGGCUAAUUUCAGAUUCCAGAAAGACUUCCUGAGGCCUUUCGAGCACAUCAUGAAAAAGAACAGGUCUCCCACCAUCAGAGACAUGGUGGUGCGCUGUAUAGCCCAGAUGGUUAACUCCCAGGCGGCAAACAUCCGCUCGGGCUGGAAGAACAUCUUCUCCGUCUUUCACCUGGCCGCCUCGGACCAGGACGAGGGCAUUGUGGAGCUGGCCUUCCAGACCACGGGCCACAUCGUCACGAAUGUAUUUGAGAAGCACUUUGCGGCCACCAUCGACUCCUUCCAGGACGCCGUUAAGUGUCUGUCGGAGUUUGCCUGUAACGCCUCGUUCCCCGACACCAGCAUGGAAGCCAUCCGCCUCAUUCGACACUGCGCCAAAUACGUCUCAGAGAGGCCGCAGGCCUUUAAAGACUACACCAGUGAUGACAUGAAUGUAGCGCCUGAGGACCGCGUGUGGGUGCGGGGAUGGUUCCCAAUUCUCUUCGAGCUCUCCUGCAUCAUCAACAGGUGUAAGCUGGAUGUCAGGACCAGGGGCCUAACCGUGAUGUUUGAAGUGAUGAAGACCUACGGGCACACCUUUGAAAAGCACUGGUGGCAGGACCUGUUCAGAAUCGUCUUCAGGAUCUUCGACAACAUGAAGCUGCCCGAGCAACAGACGGAGAAAGCCGAGUGGAUGACCACCACCUGCAACCAUGCACUUUAUGCCCUCUGUGAUGUCUUCACCCAAUAUUUUGAGUCCCUCAAUGAUGUCCUGCUGGACGAUAUUCUGGCUCAGCUCUACUGGUGUGUGCAGCAAGAUAAUGAGCAGCUUGCCCGUUCAGGCACCAACUGUCUGGAGAAUGUGGUCAUCCUGAACGGAGAGAAGUUUUCCCCCGAGACCUGGGACAAGACAUGUAACUGCAUGCUGGACAUCUUCAAGACCACCAUCCCUCACGCGCUGUUAACAUGGAGACCUGAGGGAGAACACCUGACAACCCAGAGUCUGUCUGACAAACAGUUGGACUCUGUUUCCCAGAAGUCAGUGGACAUCCAGUCCCGCUCUGACGACCAGCAUUCCAUAAGCAGCGCCGAUAGGGUUGCCACGGAGAACCGGCGGCAGAGUCAGUUCAGCGCAGCAUCAGGCAUGUGUGAGGACGGCUCCAGGAGCAGGACCCCAACAAAGGUCCAGGAGCAGCUGCUGUUCUCAGCUUUGCUGAUAAAGUGUGUCGUGCAGCUGGAGCUCAUCCAGACCAUUGAUAACAUCGUGUUUUUUCCUGCCACCAGUAAGAAGGAAGAUGCAAAGAACUUUGCUGCUGCUCAGCGGGACGCUAUCUGUGCACCAGACGUCCCUGUGGACACCCAGGACCAGGGCAUGUAUCAGUACCUGACGUCUGAGCAGCUCUUCAAGCUGCUCGACUGUCUGCUGGAGUCCCACCACUUCGCCAAAGCUUUCAACUCCAACAACGAGCAGAGGACUUCACUGUGGAAAGCAGGUUUCAAAGGAAAGUCGAAGCCCAACCUGUUGAAGCAGGAGACCAGCAGCCUGGCCUGUGGCCUCCGCAUCCUGUUUCGUAUGUACACAGACGAGAGCCGCCAAGACGCCUGGGCCGAGGUCCAGAGACGACUUCUCAGUGUGUGCAGCGAGGCUGUAGCGUACUUCCUGGCCCUGACCUCAGAGAGCCACAGAGAGGCCUGGACCAACCUGCUGCUGCUCUUCCUCACCAAGGUGCUGAAGAUCAGCGAUGAAAGGUUCAAGGCUCAUGCGUCCAGGUACUACCCUCUGCUCUGUGAGAUCAUGCAGUUCGACCUGAUCCCAGAGCUGCGCACGGUUCUUAGAAAGUUCUUCUUGCGGAUCGGCCUCGUGUUCAACAUCGCACAGCUGCCCGAGCCCGAACCGGAGCCUCAGCCACCGCAUAUUGGGCAGGAAGUGGACCUGGAGGAGGCAGAGGAGGCCGGGGAGGAGGCCCAGUGACGCUGCACCACAAACAGCCUGGAAGACAGAGCUGCACCGAGGCCUCCGCCUCGCGGGGCCGCGCCGUGGCUUCGUCACCUCAGCGUUCUCCGCGGGGUCUCUGUCGAACUCUUGGCCUGAACAGCCCGAUUAUCAGUCGGCUCUCUGCUACCACCCACCCGCACCCUUAACCCUGUGACCACAAACACACAAACACAUCUACACAAACACACACGCAGCCCAGAUGGAGUUCUAUAUAUCCCAAUAAAAACAGUCAUGUCUUGUUCAAGGUGUAGCGAUGCCUCCACUGGAUAAAACUACUGAUAAACAACUGACAGUCACUCAUAUCUCUGGUCUGCUCAGAGGGAAUAUAUUUCAAAAACAUGUGCUUCUUACUGUAUAUUUAAAACGUAAAGAACGAACGGUUUCAAACUACAUGCAAACAGACAUAUUCAGUAACUCUGAAAUGUGGCAUUUGUCACACAUUGAUAGUAAUGACCUUUCUGUGAGCGCAGCAGAAGGCUAACAUUAGCAUUGACAGCCUCUUGGAUGAAACUAGUUGUACAGAUCUGCCGCUAUGUAAUAUAAUCUUAUAACACUAGAUUUCAUCUAUUUUUGUUUAUUUCUUUCUUCUCCUCCUAUGGAUUUGCUGCACUUGAUCUCUUUUUUGAAUGCACUGGAGAUUUUACUUUGUGAUAAUUUAUUUUGACUCUACCCUCUUGUGCAGAUUGUCCUACACAGUACAAUUAGUAUUUUGAGCAAGACCACGGAAAGUGAAGGGUUAAAUUAUUCCAUUUUAUAUGUCGUUAGGUUUGUCACAGAGUGAGAUGAUAACUGGGCUUCUGGGACCGGAGGACGAGAGGGCGACCCGAUGCUAGCUGCUUGUACGUCACCUGUCUGUUUUCAUGUUUGAGUUUAGUUUUCACUCCUGUGUACAAAAUCAAAAGUUAAUAAUAUAUUUCAUGUUUUUUCUUUUCCUUUGGUUUGCGGGAUGGUAAAAUGUAUAGAGAAGAUGAGAAACGUUAGCUGUGCUUUAAGUAUGAAUGGGGAAGCGUUCCUGCUCAUGGAUGUAGAAAACAAAAUGUAUAUGAUACAGCAAUGUAAAGUUUUCUAUGUUGCAAAAAAGAUUAUGUACAACUUUCUGUACGAUACAUCAUCUGGCAUCCUAAUCAGGUUCUAGGUCAAUAAAGUUUUUGAACUUG
Messenger RNA from Platichthys flesus (European flounder), 7263 nucleotides. It is a transcript of the gene arfgef1, whose product is annotated as ADP-ribosylation factor guanine nucleotide-exchange factor 1 (brefeldin A-inhibited). Gene Ontology annotation, biological process: regulation of ARF protein signal transduction. Bases 257 to 6082 code for a protein of 1941 amino acids. Lineage: Eukaryota; Metazoa; Chordata; Actinopteri; Pleuronectiformes; Pleuronectidae. The transcript is spliced from 40 exons. The record is from RefSeq and is a predicted model, not a curated record. Gene Ontology annotation, molecular function: guanyl-nucleotide exchange factor activity.